Molecule: messenger RNA, 477 nt
Organism: Diplodia corticola
Lineage: Eukaryota; Fungi; Ascomycota; Dothideomycetes; Botryosphaeriales; Botryosphaeriaceae
Exons: 7
Coding region: 1-477 (158 amino acids)
Biological process (GO): protein insertion into ER membrane
Cellular component (GO): endoplasmic reticulum membrane
Molecular function (GO): protein folding chaperone
Source: RefSeq, a predicted model, not a curated record
AUGGCCACCAAGAAGGACAUGCGCCGCGACGACCUGAGUGCGCUGCCCCUGCCGCCCGCCCGCCCUGCCGCCCUGCCGCGCCGCGCCCGCGGCCACCCCGCCCGCGUGCACCCCCGCCGCUGCUGCCCGCACGUGAGAGCUAACUCGCCGCCUGCAGUCGUCCCCUACGCCGACCCGAACGAGAAGGCAAGCUCCGACCCGGAUUUUGCUGGCACCAUGGCCAGCACGCUGCCCAUGGCCGCUAUAUUCACGAGGAACAAGAUGAUCGGCUGGACCGCCGUCAUCUUCGCCCUCCAGACCUGGCUGGCGGAGACGCCGGAGCAGAAGAAGAAGGCGUCGACGCCCGGCUACUUCAGUGUCAUGAUGGCCUUCAUGUCCCUCCUGGUCUCCUACAUGCCCCUCUUCCUGCCGCCUCCCCCGAACCGGGCGAAUGCAGGCUCUGGCACCGAGGCUCCGGCAGCAGUGCCCCCGGCGUAG